Molecule: messenger RNA, 1744 nt
Organism: Mercenaria mercenaria
Lineage: Eukaryota; Metazoa; Mollusca; Bivalvia; Venerida; Veneridae
Product: retinaldehyde-binding protein 1-like
Exons: 8
Coding region: 151-1125 (324 amino acids)
Cellular component (GO): membrane
Molecular function (GO): phosphatidylinositol bisphosphate binding
Source: RefSeq, a predicted model, not a curated record
AUGUCGACUGUUAUUCCGGGUCCACUACCCAAAAAGAGUGUUCUCUCUUGAUGAAAGUUGAUUUUUUGUGAGCUAAAACUUUGUUUGUUUUGAUUCAUAUUCGAGCGAGCGGCUUUAAAUUUAUCGAACGUUAUCUCGCGCGCACACAAAAUGGCUGUUGAUCCAGGAGAUGCUAAAUUUGUAAGUAAAUUGGACGAGGCCGGGAAGAAGAAGGCAAAAGAUGAAUUACACGAAUUAAAUGACAAAGACAGAGAGAGUGCUGUACAGGCACUGAGGAAAUGGGUACUGGAACAGGACUGGCUCAAGUCUCCAACUGAUUUCCAGUUUCUACUACGGUUUAUAAGGGUGAGAAAGUACAGUCAAUUGGGGGCUAGAGAGACACUGGAAAAUUAUUGGACAAACAGGACAAAGAUAAUGGAAUGGUUCAAAAAUGUAGACCCAGCAGAUGAUAAAAUAAAGAAAGUCUUAAGAACUGGGAUGAUAUAUUGCCCUAAAGGGUACGACAAACAUGGGCGUCGAGUUAUAUUCAGCUCAAUGGAGGGAUUCGACUUUAGUCUGAUGAAAUCGAAAGAAGGACAGGAUCUUCUGUAUAAAACAUGUUGCUUGGUCUGUGACUGGCUGGCGUGUGAUGAAAACGCACAGGUUAAUGGUGUGGUUUUCGUGUCAGACUUUUCCGGCGUCUCAAUCGAUUUCCUUAAACUCUGGAGUCCAGAAUACGAAAAGAAGAUGUUGGGAUACUUUCAGAAAUCCCUUCCGAUGAGAUUCAAAGCGUUUCACAUGUACAAGGAGCCGGCUUUUUUUGAUGCUAUGUAUACUCUCUUAGCACCUUUCAUGCGACAGAAAUUCAAAGACAGGAUGCAUCUGCACGGGAAAAGUUUGGUGAAAAUAUAUGAGGAAGUUGGUAUGGAGAUUUUUCCAGAUGAGUAUCUGCCGGAUGAUUAUAAAGGCCCAUCGGCCGGCCCAAUGAAAGAUAUUAUAGAACAAAUGAUAGAGGACAUGGUGAAACCAGACUUCAGAGAACAUAUCACUGAGAUAUCAAGCGAGAAAUACAAAGUGGAUUUGAAGAAGAGGAAACCGACUGACAAUCCACCGGAAGCUUCUUUCAGAAAACUGAAUGUGGACUAAUUGUAUGUCCUGUGUGCUUAUUUCGUUAAGUUUUAGUUCUGCCAGAGAACUUUAUAUAUACUUUUAAUGGAUAGGAGGCAAAACAGUUUGCAAUGACAUGGCAUUCCUCUGAUGUGUUUUAGCGUAUUUUCGAGGGAUAUUCUUUGAUAAAUUGUUGUUGUUUUUUUCAACACAAGUUAAUAUUGUGUCUCAAAUUACACUUCUGGCCACGCUGACUUGAAUAUAUAAACUUUGAUAGGGUUUAAGGUUACUAUAUCUUUCUAUGAAUAACUCAAACUUCGUCUAAUCAGCUCAUCUUUUUCAUACCCGGACUCAUGAGUAUAAUGAUAACAAUACACAUGAGAACGUCUUGAGCUUAGUUUGAUGGCAAUAUUUGAAUGUGCUGUCGUUAUGAACAAAAAAGAAACAAAAAAUGUGAUUUAAAUUUGUUAAUUACCUCCUCUGUCAUUGCACUAUAUGCUUCAAUGUUGUUUUUCGGUGCAUAUUAAUUUGGUGUUAACAGAAAUUUGAACGACUUUUCUCAUUUUCUUACUUUAUUUUGACAAAUCAUUAGUUGCAAUAGUUAUAUGACGAGGGCAAACAUGUAUAUAUCGAAAAUAAAAACAAUGAUAUAUUUCAA